Molecule: messenger RNA, 1035 nt
Organism: Tripterygium wilfordii
Lineage: Eukaryota; Viridiplantae; Streptophyta; Magnoliopsida; Celastrales; Celastraceae
Product: cytochrome c oxidase subunit 5b-1, mitochondrial-like
Exons: 6
Coding region: 205-717 (170 amino acids)
Biological process (GO): mitochondrial electron transport, cytochrome c to oxygen
Cellular component (GO): mitochondrial envelope
Source: RefSeq, a predicted model, not a curated record
GGCACGUGUGAAACCGUCUCUCAGAUGUCAAGGGAAUCGCUCCCUACCACUGGGAGUGUGCCCGUCGCCAACUCCAUUUGUUUUAAGGACCUUUCUAUUUAGAUUUCGACAGAAACUAGAGGGGGCGGCCGAGCAGUUUUGAUUUCUCGAGAAACAUAAAUAGGGCGUGACCUGAGAUCAUAGUUGCCAGUCAACUCUUGGACGAUGUGGAGGAGAGUGGUGUUCUCGCAUCUCAAAACCCUAGUCCCCUCGUGGCGAUCGGCUAUCGUCAACAAAUCCACAUCGCAUACACAUGCUCUCUACGCCAAUCGAUCACUCAUUUCUCCCUCCGUCUUUUUCUUGAAUCGCAACUUCAGUUCCGAUUCAGCAGGUAGUUCUGUGAAGAAGAGUAUUGAGGAUGUAGUGCCUAUUGCAACUGGACAUGAGCGGGAGGAGCUUGAAGCUGAACUUGAGGGAAAGGACAUUCUUGAUAUAAACUUCCCUGUUGGUCCUUUUGGCACAAAGGAAUCACCUGCUGUUAUCAAGUCCUACUAUGACAAAAGAAUUGUUGGGUGCCCUGGAGGUGAAGGCGAGGAUGAGCAUGAUGUUGUCUGGUUCUGGCUGGAGAAAGGCAAGCCGCAUGAAUGCCCAGUAUGCUCGCAGUAUUUUGUGCUGGAGGUUGUGGGUCCUGGGGGUCCUCCAGAUGGACAUGGGGAUGAUGAUCAUGAGCAUCACUGAUUGUAGCUUUCGAUUUUCUGGUUGGAAUAAAAAUGGCGGGGAUGAUGAGACAAUUUCCAGAUACAACAGCUUGGAAAUCUACAGCUGUAUGUCCUGUUUGUUUUCUGUUGGUCCUUUUGUCUUUGUGGGCGUUGCUUUAGCGACGUUCUGGAUAUCUUUUGUUCCCGAUUUAGACUCAGGCUGGUCAUGUUUUUGAAGUAUGGUUCAUGUUAGGUUCUCCUUGAUGCAUUGCCAAAUAAUGGAUGGUUACAUAUAUUCUUUUAUGGAACUUCAUGAUUCUGGGUUCAAGUGAGUCAUAGAACCUUUACUUGGCUUUCA